Messenger RNA from Onychomys torridus (southern grasshopper mouse), 4843 nucleotides. It is a transcript of the gene Ppp1r3b, whose product is annotated as protein phosphatase 1 regulatory subunit 3B. Gene Ontology annotation, molecular function: protein phosphatase regulator activity; protein phosphatase 1 binding; glycogen binding. Gene Ontology annotation, biological process: regulation of glycogen catabolic process; regulation of glycogen biosynthetic process. The transcript has 2 exons. NCBI's taxonomy places the organism in Eukaryota, Metazoa, Chordata, Mammalia, Rodentia, Cricetidae. The record is from RefSeq and is a predicted model, not a curated record. Gene Ontology annotation, cellular component: protein phosphatase type 1 complex. The coding region runs from base 712 to 1572 and encodes 286 amino acids.
UGGCAGAACACCCUAGCUGGGCUCGGAUAGCUCGUCGCUUCCACGUGGUGAAACAUCUCAGGGACCCGAGCUGGGAUGGAGCCUAGAGGGGACCCCCGAGCGGGAUUAGCCCGCAAAACGUGACCAGGGAAGUUGUCCUGAACAGAAGAUGUGGCAAGUUCUGACAUGGCAUAUCCCCGACAGGAGAUUUGACACUUCUGGAGGAUAAUUAGAGGUUUUUGCGGCGGAAUCUGGAGCCCAGAUACAAGUCGCCGGGACCCCCUGUUACGACGAGAUAGGUGUAAGAAAACUAUCUCCAAGUCCUGACUCCAUCAAGUUGUGGGGAACUUAUCCCUACUUCGGUUCAGAUCGCCCUUUGCUGCACAAGAGCAAGGGCACGCACACCUUGAGUAGCCCCGGGUCUCCAAGGGCGACAGGCCUGGGGGGACAAGAUCCACCCGGGAACGCGCGGGGGUGCUCGCGAGGCGCGGCUCAGGCCUGGGCUGUCCCGUCGCCAGGUCCCGCCCUGGGGUGAUAAGUUGGGCUCCUCCUCCUUGGUCGUCUCCGGGAACUAAGCCCAGGCCCUGCCUCCGGGACACUCCGACGCUCACGUAGAUCAGGAGCAGCAGUCACUCCUGCCACCACUCACAGGCUCUCCCAUGAGGCCAGCCAGCAGGGGCCCGGGCUGCGGCGCGGCGGGACAGAACUCCAGCCUGCUCGUCUAGCCCCGUGAUGGCCGUGGACAUACAGUGCGGCUACAGCAGCAUGGCCCCUUCUCUGCGCAGGGAGCGCUUCACCUUCAAGAUCUCCCCAAAGCUGAGCAAGCCGCUGAGACCUUGUAUUCAGCGCGGUGGCGGCGGCGGGGAUGAAGCCAGCGGGAUGGUGGCCCCCACGGUGCAGGAGAAGAAGGUGAAGAAGCGGGUGUCCUUCGCUGACACUCAGGGGCUGGCCCUGACAAUGGUCAAAGUGUUCUCGGAAUUCGAUGACCCACUAGAUAUGCCGUUUAACAUCACCGAGCUCCUAGACAACCUGGUGAGUCUGACGACAGCAGAGAGCGAGAGCUUUGUGUUGGAUUUCCCGCAGCCUUCGGCAGAUUACCUAGACUUCAGAAACCGACUUCAGACCAACCGCGUCUGCCUCGAAAACUGCGUGCUGAAGGACAAAGCCAUCGCAGGCACCGUGAAGGUCCAGAACCUGGCAUUCGAGAAGGUUGUGAAGAUCAGAAUGACGUUUGACACCUGGAAAAGCUUCACAGACUUCCCUUGUCGGUAUGUGAAGGACACGUAUGCUGGUUCAGACAGGGACACGUUCUCCUUUGACAUCAGCUUACCUGAGAAAAUUCAGUCCUACGAAAGAAUAGAGUUUGCUGUCUGCUACGAGUGUAACGGCCAGGCAUACUGGGACAGCAACAAAGGCAAAAAUUACAGGAUCAUCCGGGCUGAACUCCAGGCCACUCAGGGAAUGAUUGAGCCGUACAAUGGACCGGACUUGGGAAUAUCCUUUGACCAGUUUGGAAGCCCCCGGUGUUCCUACGGCCUAUUCCCAGAGUGGCCAAGUUACCUGGGAUAUGAAAAGCUGGGUCCCUACUACUAGUGACAGCAAUUGACAGUCUGACUGACCCAGAUGCAGUAGAGAAGGCAAGACAAGCGUGAAGUUGAACUGCCAUUAGGCAUGGUUUUUGAAAAGAUAGGAUCCUCUUCACCUUUUUUGUAAACCAGCGAGUCCAAACGGUUUUGCAUCAUGGCUGGUUUCUUGCUCAGAGGACAGCAGGUGUGCUGGUCCUCUGUGGCAUCCGGGUUGGCCACAAAAGAAUGCACAGGAUAGUGCCAGGGUGGUCUGGAGAAGAGGAGCCAAGUUGGCAAGAAUGGAGGAAGCAGGCCUCUCCUCCACACUUGCAUGUGGAAAGUCAGUCACCCAGAAGCCACCAGUCUCCAGCCCUCUCCAGCCUUACCAUUGACCUCGGGGUCCCACCCCACCCACGCUUUCCCACAUGUUGCCUUCAUUCCACACGUCCUCGAAGCCACCUUUAUCUCAGCUCUGUGACCCACUGGCCUGAUACCCUGUAGCUUCCGAAGAGCGAUGGAGGCCUCAGCCUCUUUCUAUGAAAGCUCAUGCUCUGCAUUUCCCUUCUCCCACACAGUCCAGCCUGUGGUGAUCCUGACAAGAUCAUUAAAGGCAAACAAGUAGUUUGUGGCUGGGAUAGGCAUUUCCUUCCCCCCUCUUCCUGACCUCUUCUUUAUAUUCCAACAGAGAACAACACACCAGUUACUGGAAAGUCACUGGUCUCCAUGUGGAGUCACAGGGUACACAGCAUGGUGACAUGGUGGGUCACAAGUUUUAGCUUUUGCGUUUUGGGGGUGCUUUCUCAGCACUCAGUUUCACCCCGAAUUACCGGAAGUCUCAAGGACUAGAUCUGUCUUCACUUGCCUGGCUGGUGUGUGAGCUGCUUUAGUUAUAGGAGAAUCCUAGCUCUCUUCUCCUGGACCGUCCGUUUCAGUGCGGCGUCUGAGACUUUCAAACGGCAUGUCUGGCACACCCUGGAAGCCUCCAGAAAAUGCUUAGAUUUGUCUGCAGUGUACAGUCAUAUUUGGGAUGCUUUACAAGCACUCAAGGACAUUGACUGGAAGCUUUUAUUUAUGGUGUGUAUUGUAAAGGAGAGGGGAGAAAAACUUCGAGCUUUUCUAUGUUAUUUUAAAUGUUUGUCAACUCUGAGGUAUCAGAGAUGAAUGUUUUUCUCAACCAUAUUGGACUACAGUGCAUUAUCAAGUGGGGUUUUGAGACUCCUGGUAUUGUUACUGAUGGAUGGUCCCCCAAAACCUGUGAUUUUCUCUUGGGCAAAUUAAAAUUAUAGGGAAGUUUGAAAACUAUUUUUGCAUGCAUAUUUGUAGAACUCUAGGAGUGUUGUUUUGUUUUGGAAGAUUGGUAAAAAAAUGUCUGUUUAAAAGCGAGGUUUCCCUGAGGCAAGAGGGAAAGAGGUAUAGAGCUUCAUGGGAUUUGGCGGGGAGGGGAGGGGCGCUGGACAGGACCCUGUGUCCUCUGGCUUCGUAUGUUGGCAGCAGGCAGGUAUCAAAUGUUUUUGAUCCUAGCAUGUGUGAUUUCUUUUUUAUCUUUUUUUUUUUUUUUUCACUUUUGAAGUCUAAAGUGUUUUGACUUUUUAAGUCCUCUUUUGCCUGGUUUUCUUAACCCUAAAACUGGUACUAGUCUGUAAUCUGUGUUUUGUGUUUUGUGGCCCUCCCAGAUGGGCAGUGCUCUGGGGUUGCGUGCUGAUAUCUGGGCAAAUCAAUGUUCGUAAGUCAGGCUGAAAUUGAGCGGGGUUGUGUGUUAUCUAAGCAUACCAUAUAUCUGCUAGAUGGAUGUACUUUAAAUGUUCCGGUUACAGUGAUUGGAGCUGCUAGAUUUAAAUUGGACGCAAGCAAAACUGAUCUCUUAUGGGUUAUAUGGUUUAUCUCAUGCUAAGAAGUAUUCUUUACCUGAUGCUGUAAGGCAGCCAGCUGCACCGUUACUUACAGAGUGUCCGACUGAAGAAAAGGACCCCCAGUGACUACAGAAUGAAGUCUGUUCAGUGGUGUGGAAUGAUGGUCUUCAGACAUUCCAUGUCAAAAUAUGAAAUAUGGUAAUUCCACAUUGUGUAUCCCUCCUGAAGCAGACAUAACCCCCCCGCCCCUUUUACCCAGAUUUGCCUCAGCUUUCUUGCUAGGGGCACUGGUUGAAAGUCCCCAGCCAGCAUACCUGGAUGUGCACCCCACUGCUCAGCCCAGAGGACAUGUCUUCACCUGUUUGCCAAGACCCUUCCCACCAAAACAGCCCGUGUGCCUGACUUCCCUCACUGAGACUCUGAAGAAUCUUCUGUUUUCUGCCUCCAACACAGUCCUGCUCCUUUUGACCCAGUCUGUCCCAGGACUCUGAGAUAGCCUCAGGAGCUGCAUUGAGAGACUCUGUGCUUUGUUCUUAGUUCAUGAGUGUAGACAGACCUACACAUCUCAGAGGGUGACAGGCCUCUUGCUUGAAGAACCCCCUGCAAGCUUGACCUGGACAUCUGCCUUCACGAAACUCUUGGUUAUGGUGAUGAAUGGACCCUAACCCCAGUGUCCAUUCCCGACACUAUAAUUCAGGAAGAGAAAGCAACUCCGUCUUUGUUUCGUAUUUAUUUCCCCAUAUUCCCUGGGGUGCCUUUCCAAAACGGCUACAAUAAAUAAGCUGAGCUAUAAAAGGUUAUAUGCUAAACAAGUUUUCCAUGUUUCUUGCAAGAAACAUUUGAGUGUUGUAAGAAUUCGUUGUAGGAAAGCUAAUAAGAAAUUGUGGAAGUCUGUAGUUCUCCAGAAACGGAAGCAACUUGAGCCAACGGUUGCAGUUGUUUCAUUCCUGAGAUGUAAGCUGGGUGGCUCAUUGUUCUGGAAAGGUCUUUGCUUACCUGUGUCUCCUGGCAUGAUCACAGAAAUGGGAUAAGAUGUUCCAGAAAUCAUGGGAUAGCACCUAUAAUGGGAUCUUCCAGAGACAAUGUGGCAGCAUUCUUGAAGUGGAGGAUAGGAAGUAAAGGAAUAAUAGUUUCACCUGCUGAAGGCUGUCGGGUAACCCCAGCUCAACCGGCAAAGUCGUGAGUGUUUCCACGGUUUUGCUGCUAGUUCCCAGAGCCCCCUGGGGCACGAGGACUUCUAGACUCUACAUGUGAUAAUGUCACACUUUUGCUUUAAUGUGAAUAUUCAACUGACGACUUGUCAUUAUUGUAUGCCUCAAAGUGCCUUGUCCAAAAACUUCUGCAUGUUUUUAAGAAAUAUUUUUGUACACAAUGGUAGAGGGGGAAUGCACUUUAAAGAUCACAAGAAUGGAUGUUUUUGUGUGUGUGGAAGAGGAUGGUUGGUUUGUA